AUGGCACUGGAUCGUAUUGAUCAAGUCAGUCCAGUAUUAGAUGGUAUAUUUGAACCUGGAGGAGAUGGAGAAGAUGUUGAUAUCUACAUUCUUGACACAGGUAUUAACUAUGAUCACUGUGAAUUUGACAGUCAUAGAGCCAUAUAUACUGGAUAUGACCCAGUUGACAACUACUAUGGAACAAAUUUAAGGGGUAGAGAUUGCAAUAGACAUGGAACUCAUGUAGCAAGUCUUGCUUGUGGAAAACAUUAUGGUGUUGCCAAAAAGGCCAACUUUAAUGUUGUGUCGAGCAAUAUUGUUAAUAUGGGAAUUCCAAUUGUUGCAGCUGCUGGUAAUAAUAGAGGAAAUGCCUGUAAUUAUAGUCCUGCAAGUGCACCAGGAGUCAUUACUGUUGCAGGCUCUGCUCGAGGAGAUGGUGUUUACUACUACACAAAUGGUGGUUCUUGUGUUAAUAUAUUUGCUCCUGGUUCUGAUGUCAUAGGAGCAGAUUACAGCUGUAGUGAAUACACAAGUGUUGAACCUCCACCCACUCUAACUAGUAGUACAACUUUCACAACAAGUGCCUCAUCUGCUUUUGCUUCAUCUCUAAGUGGUGGUGGUAUAGUUACACCUACACCAACUGUUAGUCAAGACACAAGUGUUGAACCUCCACCCACUCUAACUAGUAGUACAACUUUCACAACAAGUGCCUCAUCUGCUUUUGCUUCAUCUCUAAGUGGUGGUAUAGUUACACCUACACCAACUGUUAGUCAAGACACAAGUGUUGAACCUCCACCCAUUCUAGCUAGUAGUACAACUUUCCCAACAAGUGCCUCAUCUGCUUUUACUUCAUCUUUAAGUGGUGAUAUAGUUUACACCUACACCAACUACACAAGUGUUGAACCUCCACCCACUCUAACUAGUAGUACAACUUUCACAACAAGUGUCUCAUCUGCUUUCGCUUCAUCUCUAAGUGGUGUUAUAGUUACACCUACACCAACUGUCACUCAAGACACAAGUGUUGAACCUCCACCCACUCUAACUAGUAGUACAAUUUUUCCAACAAGUGCCUCAUUUGCUUUUGCUUCAUCUUUAAGUGGUGAUAUAGUUACACCUACACCAAUUGUUAAUCAAGUAUCUGGAUCUGGCUCAGGUUACAGUCAGCAUCUGGCUUUGGAUUUAGAUCAGGAUCUGGCUCAGGGUCUGGAAUAA
Gigantopelta aegis is the source of this 1191-nucleotide messenger RNA. Its product is annotated as alkaline serine exoprotease A-like. The record is from RefSeq and is a predicted model, not a curated record. Gene Ontology annotation, molecular function: serine-type endopeptidase activity. Gene Ontology annotation, biological process: proteolysis. Bases 1 to 1191 code for a protein of 396 amino acids. The transcript is spliced from 9 exons. Lineage: Eukaryota; Metazoa; Mollusca; Gastropoda; Neomphalida; Peltospiridae.